Messenger RNA from Stylonychia lemnae, 408 nucleotides. NCBI's taxonomy places the organism in Eukaryota, Ciliophora, Spirotrichea, Sporadotrichida, Oxytrichidae. The record is from the annotation of a GenBank genome assembly.
AUGAAUUUCAUCGUCGCAGUCAUUUCAGAAUCAUACGAGAAAGUUAUGUAGAAAAUAGUUGCUGAAACUUACAAGUGUUAAGAAGGCAAGUUAGCUCAGAAAGCUAAGAAAAUGGUAAGAUAAUAUGAAAUGAUUUUGAAUGAUAAUAUAGGAGAGUGGUAAGGUUUCAUUAAAGAUAUCAAAAGUACCAUAAAGACUUCUACUACUCGGGCUAAGAAUGAAACUUUGUAGAAUCUAGGUCUCAUCUAAAGUACAAAUCAAAAAUUGAUGGAAUAAUUGCAAAUUGAUACUAAUAAAAGAUUUGAUUUAAUUUAAGAGACAUUAAAGCAAAGAAUGGAUGGAUUAGAGCAGUUAGUUAAGGAAAGUAUAGGCAAGCUACUUGAAAAUGCAGGAUAAUAAUAAUAGUGA